AUGUCUGACAAAUUUCCGCCGAGGGAGUGCAAGGAUAUAUUCAUGGUUAUCGAUGCCUUUUCAUCUGCAAUUGGAACAUACGCCCUGACAGGGUAUUAUAGUCGGUUCAGUGACUUGGAUAGAGAAAAGCAAUCAGCAGCCUGCCUAGCCUGGAGAUUUUCCAAGAUAUCCAAAAUUCGAUCAAUUUAUAUCCUGUUCUCGACAGUUGCAAUCGGUGCGACGUAUAACAUGACCGGAAGUCCUCAUCAACUGGCCAUCAAGUGUACAGGAAUAGACCCGGUUAGAAGUAGUCCAAAAUACCGCCCGACUAUUGAAAGGGAUAGAUACAAGAUGAUGACUCAGGAAGAGUUGGUUCACCCAGACUUAAAGUUUGAUGCUAUAAUUAUUGGAAGUGGUGCAGGAGGAGGUGUGUGUGCUGCUGAACUAGCUCAAGCUGGAAUGUCCGUCCUUGUGAUCGAGAAGGGAAAAUAUUACCAUGAAAGUGAAUUCAGUUUGGAUAUUCAAACUUCUCUUGCGAGUAUGUAUGAGCAAAAAGCACCUUUCCUUUCUCGAAAUGGAACCGUCGCAUUUUUUGCUGGAAGUACUUUUGGUGGUGGGACAGCCAUUAACUUUGGAGCUAGUUUAAAGACCCAGCACUUUGUACGAGAGGAGUGGGCAAAUAAAGGUCUCACUCAUUUUACUUCAACAAAGUUCUCUGAUGACCUGGAGAAAGUUUAUCAAGCUCUUGGUGCCGAAACAUCUGGAAUUAAACAUUGUGGAGGAAAUCAGGUUCUUAUUGACGGCUGCAAGAAACUUGGUUACGAUGUCCGGGAUAUUCCUCAAAAUACAGGAGGAAGGCCACAUGAGUGUGGCUGGUGCUAUGCUGGAUGUAAAGACGGUGUCAAGAACAGUACAGCAAACUCUUGGCUAAGAACCGCAGAAAAGCAUGGGGCGCGCUUUGUAGAUAAUACCAAAGUGAAUAGGGUCAUAAUUACUGAUGGAAAGGUUGUGGGUGUUGAGUGCCAGUUGAAUGAGUCCAAAAAGAUGAUCCAUAUCAGUGCAUCUCGGGUUAUCGUUUCCAGUGGCACACUAAACUCUCCGGGAAUUCUUAUCAGAAGUGGGCUAAAGAACAAGAAUAUUGGAAGGCAUCUCCGUGUUCAUUGUGCUGUUGGUGUUAAUGGCGUAUUUGAUGAUCGCCAGAUAAACUCAAAUGAUGGAUCUAUUAUGACGGCGAUGACCAAUGUAUUUGAAAACGUAAACGGUGAUCAUUAUGGGCCCAAGCUUGAGGGUUUUCACUCUGACCCUGGAACAUUCGCUGUGGGGAUUCCAUGGUUGAGUACGAGGGAGCACAAAGAGGUUAUGCUUCGACAGCGACAGACAAGUUCUAUUCUUGUCAUGAUACGAGACAAGAAUUCAAAAGGACGUGUAGGCUAUGAUGAGACAGGGAAGAUUGAUAUUACGUUCAAGUUGUCCAACCACGACCGACUGUCGAUUGUCCAAGGCAUUGAAGGAGCUGUGAUGGUUUUGUGUGCGGCUGGGGCACGAGAGAUACACACUGGACUACUUGGAUUGAAGCCAUUUGUGUUUGGACCAGAAGAGACGGUUGAAGUUAAUAAUCCUCGUUUCAAGGAAUGGAUUAAAGACAUCCGGGCAAAUGGGUUUCCUGACAACGGCGGCGGUGUUGUGUCUGCUCAUCAGAUGGGAACUUGUCGAAUGGGAGUAUCUCCAAAGACAUCCGUGACCCGACCAACCGGGGAAGUGUGGGGUGUUGAUAACUUGUACGUCUGUGACGCCUCCCUUUUCCCAACCUCAAGUGGGGUUAAUCCGAUGGUGACAUGUCAGGCUAUUGCUCUUCAUGUAGCAGACUCUAUAAUCAAGUCGAGUAAAUAA
This is a messenger RNA of Phycomyces blakesleeanus NRRL 1555(-), 1869 nucleotides long. RefSeq names its product GMC oxidoreductase. NCBI's taxonomy places the organism in Eukaryota, Fungi, Mucoromycota, Mucoromycetes, Mucorales, Phycomycetaceae. The record is from RefSeq and is a predicted model, not a curated record. Bases 1 to 1869 code for a protein of 622 amino acids. The transcript has 7 exons. Gene Ontology annotation, molecular function: flavin adenine dinucleotide binding; long-chain-alcohol oxidase activity.